Diospyros lotus (date-plum) is the source of this 2540-nucleotide messenger RNA. Its product is annotated as protein kinase and PP2C-like domain-containing protein. Gene Ontology annotation, molecular function: protein serine/threonine phosphatase activity; protein kinase activity; ATP binding. The record is from RefSeq and is a predicted model, not a curated record. Gene Ontology annotation, biological process: protein phosphorylation; protein dephosphorylation. Gene Ontology annotation, cellular component: nucleus; cytosol. The transcript is spliced from 13 exons. Lineage: Eukaryota; Viridiplantae; Streptophyta; Magnoliopsida; Ericales; Ebenaceae. The coding region runs from base 255 to 2318 and encodes 687 amino acids.
UGCCGUUGUCCAUGUCUCUCCGCACGUUACCAUAUUGACAUACGUACAUCCGUGGCUGAAGAACAGAAGAUUUCUGGUUCCAGUUCACUUUCUGUCCUGCUUUGCUGCUGCUCCUCCUCCUUCCUUGUCCGUUUCCCAAUCAGAGCCAGUCAGUCAGGUCAGGGUCGAAGCUUCCUUCUCUUCCGCCCCUAAAUCAUAUAACAAAGAAGGAAACACAUUCUGAGAGAGAGAGAGAGAGAGAGAGAGAGAGAGAGAUGGGGUUGGGGAUAGCGGGGGAGCCAAACACGUGCAUUAGGGGUUGCUGCCGAAGCGACUCCAUUCCUCUUCGUCUUCCUCCUUCAUCCUAUUCCAUUUCCAAACCAAUUGCUCGAGGAGCGGAAAGUGUCGUCUACGAAGCUAUUUUGGACGGAAAGAAGGUUGCUGUGAAGAAACCCAUCUUGUCUACAUCUGAAGACAUCGAUAAAUUCCACAAGGAACUGCAAAUGUUAUGCAAGUUAGUUCAUCCAGGAAUCGCUGCUUUGGUUGCAGCACAUGCGAAGCCCCCAAAUUACAUGUUCUUCUUUGAAUUUUAUGAUUCCCGAAAUCUGGCAGAGAAGCUACACGUUGAAGAGUGGACUCCAAGUGUUGAUCAGGCGCUCACCAUAGCUGUCCACCUAGCUAAAGCUUUGGAACAUCUGCAUAACGUUGGGAUUGUACACAGGGAUGUGAAACCAGCAAACGUUCUUCUAGAUAAAAAUCUUCAUCCACAUUUGGCAGACUUUGGUUUAGCAGAAUAUAAGAAAGAUCUAAAACAAGUUUCUAUUGAGAACUGGAGAUCAGUGGGAAAGCCAACUGGUGGUUUCCAUAAGAAGAACAUGGUUGGCACGCUCAUUUAUAUGGCACCUGAAGUAUUGAGGAGGGAGAUACACACUGAAAAAUCAGAUGUAUAUGGUUUUGGGGUGACAAUCAAUGAACUUCUUACUGGUGUUGUUCCAUAUACUGAUCUUCGAACAGCAGUGCAGGCCCACACCGUGCUGGAGAUGAAAUAUACUGAACAGCAACUUACAGCAGCAGUUGUUUCUGAAGGAUUGCGACCUGUUCUUGCUGGAAUUGGCUCAGGGGCACCUACAGGUUUACUGUCCUUGAUAGAGAGAUGUUGGGAUGCAGAUCCCCAAAACAGGCCGCCUUUUGCUGAUAUAGUUUUGGAACUUAUUUCCAUUUUGGAAUGCAGAAAGAGGGUAGGAGAUGAAAAUAAGGAAUUUGCUGAACCUUCCCUUCUUCUUGAUGAGGACAACUCAAGCCUUUUAAAUUAUCAAGAGAAUAUUGACUGGUUUGCUGAGGGUGAAAACAUCGCAAAGAGGUCUUGUCUUGCAGCUGACUCUGUUUUUCAAAUUUGGCCUGAUCCUUUAUCAGAUGCUUCGACACACUGUCCAGUGUUGUCUUCGGGAUCCUUUGCCACUUGCGGUAGAAGGGAGACAAUGGAGGACACUCACUUUCUUAUGCCCAAUAUAUGCAGUCAGAAGGAUAUCCAUUUGUUUGGAAUCUUUGAUGGGCAUCGAGGUGCAGCAGCUGCUGAGUUUUCUGCUCGAGCUCUACCAGGAUUUUUGCAAUCCCUGGGUUCUGCAAAAAGUCCAUCCGAUGCAUUACUAGAAGCAUUUGUCAAUACAGAUGUUGCAUUUAGGAAUAAGUUGGAUUCCCAUUGUAAAUCUAAGGGGGUUGUCCAGAAAGAUUGGCAUCCUGGUUGCACAGCCCUUGUGGCUCUUUUAGUACGGAAUGAGCUUUUUGUUGCCAAUGCUGGUGAUUGCAGAGCAAUACUGUGCCGAACAUCCACUGCUUAUCCUCUAAGCAAGGAUCAUGUUGCAAGUUGUCUUGAGGAGAGAGAACGUGUUAUCAAGGCAGGAGGACAAGUCAAAUGGCAAGUUGACACAUGGCGAGUUGGUCCUGCUGCUCUCCAGCACAUGGAUGCCUACAUGUACAUGCUUAACAAGAGAAUGAAGAAAUCUCAGACUUACAAUAUGGAGUUAACGUCGGUUGAUACAACAUUUGUCGUUACACGUUCCAUUGGUGAUGAUGAUCUGAAGCCUGCCGUGACAGCAGAACCUGAGAUAACUAAAACUGUGCUGUCUGCAGAGGAUGAAUACUUGGUUAUGGCUAGCGAUGGACUUUGGGAUGUUAUGAGCAAUGCCGAGAUUGUUAGCAUAAUAAAGGACACAGUGAAAGAGCCGGGGAUGUGCUCAAAGAGACUGGCAACUGAGGCUGCUGAGCGUGGCAGCAAAGAUAAUAUAACAGUUAUUGUUGUCUUCCUGCGGCCAGUAUCUACUGCAGAGAGGAUUUACUAGUUGUAUAGAUAUUGCAGCAGCAGGAUGUGGGAAUUCUAUCCAUCUAUCUUCAAGGAAUGGCAAUUUAUGAGCCAUUGACGUUGGUGGCAUAAUAAAUAAGGCGGCCUCAACUCACCUGUAGAAAUUUGUUGUGAUGCAUUAUUUGUUGCAUGGAUAUCAUUGACGCACACAAACACAAAAAUAGUUGUGUCUGUGUAUUUAAGUACAUUUGAAUCCAAUAUC